Messenger RNA from Malassezia japonica, 3204 nucleotides. Its product is annotated as Nitrogen permease regulator 2. Lineage: Eukaryota; Fungi; Basidiomycota; Malasseziomycetes; Malasseziales; Malasseziaceae. Gene Ontology annotation, cellular component: GATOR1 complex; vacuolar membrane. Gene Ontology annotation, biological process: negative regulation of TORC1 signaling; positive regulation of autophagy. The record is from RefSeq and is a predicted model, not a curated record. Bases 1 to 3204 code for a protein of 1067 amino acids. Gene Ontology annotation, molecular function: GTPase activator activity. The transcript has 4 exons.
AUGGACGGCCAGGGCAUGGGGGCGUCGUUCCUGCCGCGCCUGGAGGCGACGUUCCUGGCGAUCUUUCACCCCGUGGAUGGCCCCAAGGUUUUGUUCCAGAUGCCAGAAGACUCGUUUUUGAACCACGAUGCGCCAUUGCCGCCGCAGGCUGCGUCGCAGCGCCGCCCGAUGCUUGACUUUUCGUCGCUCUCGGACUAUGUGAUCCCCAAGGCGCCGCUGUGUGGGCGCCUGAUUACGUGCGAGGUGCGCUCGCACUCGACUGCGCCACAUUCGCCGCGGUCAUACAAGGUCAUGGGCUUCCCGGUGCUGCUGCAGCAGGCGGAAAAGUACCAACGCAACAACUUUAUCUUUAAUCUGUGCUUUGUGUUUGACAGCCGUGCGAAUGUGAGCGCGUACGAGCCGAUUGUGCGCAAAUGCGGCCGCUCACUGCGCCUGCUCGAGGAAGAAAGCUCGUUUGUCUCGCGCCUCGAAAACUUGCCGCGUCUCUACGGUAUUGUCGAGCAGCUGUACGAGGACUUGAAUGUGUACUACGAGACAUUUAUCGCACUUCCCGAGCUGUCUGACGAUAAUGGCAUGUUUACUGCGCCGAAGCCGGCUGGAGAGAACAACCUCACGCUGGUCGACCCUGCGGAGCUGGAUGCGCUCAUUGCACAGGCCUCUGGCCCAUUAGCGCGCGUACGCGACCAGGCAGGCAAGUGCCCACGCGGCGAUAUGCUGCGCUCGCUGUCCUUUGAGACGCCCACACGCACCGACUCGCAGGCGAGCUUGGGAAGCGAUACAGGCGAGCCUGGCGCAAAGACGGAGUCGCACAGCCGCUCAAAGCGCACGCCUCACGGUCUGGGCCGAACCGUGCGCGAUGCCAUCAACCUUAAGCUCUUUCCUUCCUAUCCCAACCCCCCAAGUGUGCACGACUGGGACGUCCCUGUGCUUUUGCUGAAUCUCGACAAGCACGUGAAUGGCAGCUGGGACCUGACGCUCGUCAAGCUCCUGCCCCAUAUCAACGGCGUGAACCACGCGAAACGCAUUGCGCAGCUCGCCGAUACGGAUCUGCUCCUGGUGAAGCAGUGUAUCGAGCAUCUUCUCUACUACUCGUUUGCAAUUCUGAUCGAUAUUUUUCAGUUUUCCAACAUGUAUGCCAUUCGCCCCCAAGCUGCACGCAUGCUGGACGACGAGGCGAUCGGCCACGAGUGUGCCGCGUACGUCACUGCGCCCAAGCAGACGCCGCUGCCCGUUCCCCAGCUGUGGCGCAUGUACUCGAUGCUGCGCCAGGGCCGCACGCUCUAUGAGUGGGCAGACGAGCUGGGAGACUGUACGCAGCGCAUCGAUAUCCGCCGGUUUGUCACGUUUGGCAUCAUCAAAGGCUUCCUGCGCCGUGUGCACCGAUACCCCUACCUUGUCUUUUCCGACGAGGACCGCACGGCCGAGGUCGAGGCUGAGUGGCCCCGCCGCAACGCCGAGGUCAUUGCGCCGACGUCCGCGGCGAGUGCCGCGCAGCACGCCGGCACGGCAUCCGCGCGCUCUGCCGCGUCAUCGUGGCUGCAGUUUGCGGGUGCGACGCCGGUGCUCGACAGCGCUACUGACAACGAGUCCUUCUUUUCGAUGAGCGCCUUUACGCGCCCCGAGACGUCGCGGCGCGCACAGUUUGCCGCGCGCCCCUCGGCGCGUACGUCGGCGCACCGCCCGACCGUGACGGCGAUGGACGUUGCGAGCCUCGCGUACGGCGCGGCCGAGCCCAUGUCCUACCGCGAAGAGUCGGGCUGGUCGCGUUCGGCGCUGCGUUCCCCCCGCGGCGUGCUGCCGAUGCCGGUGCCCGCCGAGUUGCCCUCGCUGCUCGACGGCCUGCAUUCCGACGACGAGCUGUGCGUGCGCUUUGGCAUGAGUUGGGGAGAGAUGAACCGCAUGCUGCAGUGGAUCGGCUCGCCCUAUGCGGCCGUCGAUGUGAGCCGGAUGCUCUAUGAGGACGGUGCGGAGCGUUCCACGAUUCAUACGCCGGAUCUACGGAUGUCCUGGCCGACGCACCGCACCAACAGUGGGCGCAGCUACGAUUCGGGCAGCUACUUUAGUGCGAUCCCCGGGCGCACGCGUCCCGGCGCGCACGAGUCCGCCACCGCGAUGGUGUCGCGCCUAGAGUCGCUGUACCGGCAGCGGCAGCGCCUCUUUUAUGAGUUCGCGCAGGAGCACCCCACGCUAGCCUCGGCGGGCCCUGCGUCGCUCGUGUCGACCAUUGCGUCGUUCCCUUUUGAUAGCAUCAAGAGCCGGCUGCAGGUCAAGUACUACCCCAGCGCCUGGUCGUGUGCGCGAGCCGUGAUCCGUGAGGAAGGGUUACGUGGCCUCUUUCGCGGUGUCACGAUCCCCGUGGUCACGAUCACGUUUGUGCGCACGUCGUCGUUCAGCAUCUAUACCAACACAAAGUCCUGGCUGGCGGCGCGCUUUGGCAAGGACGAGAAUAAGGAUCUGCGGCGCACCGCACUCUAUGGCGCGCUCGGAGGUGUGACGAGCGGCGCGGUGAUCAGCUGCGGCUCGGCGCCGUUUGAGCUCGUCAAGGUGCAGCGCCAGCUCGAGUUCUUGAUCCACUCGCAGAAGCAAAAAGGGCUCGCGCCCGGCCAGCCUGCGGUGCCGUUCAAGCCACAGACCGGCGCGCAGGCGGCGAUGGAUAUCUUCCGCACGCAUGGUGGCCUGCGUGGCUUCUACCUCGGCUUCCCGCUGCAUAUGGCGCGCGACACGCUCGGUACUGCACUCUACUUUGGCCUGUAUGACACCAUUCGUGCCGUCGGCGACCGCCUCGAAGCGCGGAAGCAGACCCUGGGCAUUCCUUCGCCUGUCCUCUCAUUUCUCAUCGGCUCCACGGCCGGCAUUUUGUCGUGGCUGCUCGUGUAUCCUGUCGAUUUGCUCAAAACGCAAGCACAGCGCAACGCCCUCGCUGGCUCGCCCAAGGUGAGCGCAGGCCAGGUGUUUAAGCAGCUGCUCUUUGAGCACGGGCCGGAUAGCGCGUCUGCCGCGACCGGCGCGUCACGGCGCCAGGUGAUGGGCGUACCCCUCUACCGCUUCCUGCGCCUGUACCGCGGCCUGGGCAUCAGUGCCGUGCGCAGUUUCAUUUCGCACGGCAUCACGUGGAUGAUCAUCGAGACCAUCUCGCGCCACCUCGAGGAGGGGCCGCAAAAGUCGUGGCAUCUCCUGGAUAUCGACUACCUCGACUACCAAUAG